ACUUUUUUUUUCAGAUACUUCUCCCUCUUCCUCUUGUCUUUCCCUCCCUUCCUUCUCUGCACUUCUUCUUCUUCUUCACUAAUUGCAGAAGGUGAACGAAUCCCCAAAAAGGACUACAAUACAACUGCCAAGGCACGGCUCAGUUGGACGUUCAAGGCCCGGCAUCUUCUCACCGCCGACGCAGUGACACCAUUCCCAACUUAAUUUACUUUCAUUCUUUUAUAUAAACAAAGAAAUACAUUUUGCAUUUUAUAUAUAGAUAAAGGUCAACAGCUCCCGUUUUCCUCUCCCUCUCUGUCCUCCACCUUCUCUCCUCUUCAAAACUCACCCUUUUACCUUUCCUUUCCUCUUACUCUUUCCUUUCUUUCCCUUUGUUUCACUUUCUUCCCAACUCGCCAAAAAAUCUAUCUUCCUAGUUCUUCCACAUUUUGCUCUUUUCUCAGCUUGUCCAUGGAAAAGGAGGCGUUUUUCGGCAAUUCAACUGUAAUAAACUGGCAAAUGCGAUCCCCUGAUGCCGCUGCUUCGCUUCCCAACAUGAACUCCGGUCAUGUCAACAUCGUUUGGGACCAAACGAUAGAUCAAAGCGCCAAAUUUGGCUCGGCCCUCAGCUCUCUUGUCUCUUCACCGUCCUCUAAUCCUCCGGCCGCCCCCGGAGGAGGUGAUAGUGUGGUAAUCCGCGAGCUUAUUGGCCGGCUGGGAAGCAUUUGCAACUCCGACGAGAUCUCCGCGCCUUCUCCUCACUACCAUAGCGCCAACAAUUCUUGCUAUAGUACUCCGAUGAAUUCCCCUCCCAAACUUAAUCUCUCCAUUUUCCCAAAUCCAGCUCAUAUGCCCUUCUCCGCUGACCCCGGCUUCGUUGAAAGGGCGGCAAGAUGUUCAACCUUUGGUUGCAGUGGAGGGGGGAGCCAUGGCGGAGAACAGUUUAUCUUCCCGGAGGUCGGGAAGCUAGGAAAUGCUCCGGAGGAGUCGUGUGGUUCUGGUAAUGCAAAGAAAAGAAAGGCGGUGAUGAAAGGGAAAGGAAAGGAGGCUCCUUUGUCAUCCUCCAUCACUGCGGUCACCAACCCUCCCAAGAAGGCAUCAGUAGGAGGCUUGAAUACAAAGAGAAGCAAGCCCUCAGAAAAAACUGGAAUUGAGGAGGAGUCAGCUAGACAGGACGGGGAUGCCGCCUCCAAGAAAAUGGAGGAAGAAAAAAUCGCUAAGCCACCGGAGGCAGUGAAGGACUACAUUCAUGUGCGAGCAAGAAGAGGCCAAGCCACUGAUAGCCAUAGCCUCGCAGAGAGGGUUAGAAGAGAGAAGAUUAGUGAAAGGAUGAAACUUUUACAAGAUCUUGUGCCUGGUUGCAGUAAGGUGACAGGGAAGGCAGUAAUGCUUGAUGAAAUUAUUAACUACGUACAGUUGUUACAACGACAAGUUGAGUUCCUUUCUAUGAAGCUUGCCACUGUAAAUCCUCAGAUAGACUUUAACAUGGAAAAUUUUGUCAACAAAGAUAUGGAGAUUCAUCAAAACUGUGGGCUUCUGCCACCACAACCAGUGUACCCAUUGGAGGCGACUGCAAGCUCAUUUUCUUUUGCGAACCUGCCUGAGAGAACCCCGUUGAUCUCCAUUAAUGGCCUCGAGCUCCAGAGCCAAGUGAACCCCUUCAGCCAGCCAAACCUAAGUAGAAACCUUACCAUGCAGCUUCCUCCUCUCGAGGGCUUCGCGGACACCGCGUGUCAGCUUGGCACAUUCUGGGACGAUGACCUCCGGACUGUAGUUCAGAUGGGCUUCAGCCAAAAUCAGGAGAAUCUCUUCUCCUCUCAAAGCUUUCAAGGUUAAUAUGAAUUCAAAGAAGAGGGGAAAACGCUAAGAAUAGGCUGUUAGUAGAGUUCAUAGCUGAUGAACUCUCCUUCUUUAUCUGAAAUUUCGUUGCAGGGUCUGUGACCAUUAGUCACAUGGAAAUUGAACUAUGAUGGCCAUGAUUGAUUCAUUUGCAAGAGGACUUUGUAUAUACCAAGGCGUUAUUUGUCAACAAUGAAACUUCAGAACUAAUCAGUAGCAAAAUUUCAUUGAUGUUGAAUUUUAGGCGUCAAUAUUCCAUAGUGGGAAGGCAGGCCCUUAGGAAUUUGAUGCCAUGAAAUUGUUUUGCUUUCGUACUAUGAUUAAUGUUAGAAAUAAUAAAUUUUGCUUCGUUUAUUGAACA
Messenger RNA from Dendrobium catenatum, 2179 nucleotides. Its product is annotated as transcription factor bHLH78. NCBI's taxonomy places the organism in Eukaryota, Viridiplantae, Streptophyta, Magnoliopsida, Asparagales, Orchidaceae. Gene Ontology annotation, cellular component: nucleus. The record is from RefSeq and is a predicted model, not a curated record. Bases 451 to 1815 code for a protein of 454 amino acids. The transcript has 7 exons. Gene Ontology annotation, biological process: regulation of DNA-templated transcription. Gene Ontology annotation, molecular function: protein dimerization activity; DNA-binding transcription factor activity.